UUUUUUUUUUCGAGUCUGCGCCAAAUUGAUAAAGAACCGAGAAGUUAUUAGCUUAUCGGUUUGUCAUUGAUUCCCAAUUGCAGUUUACUUAUCAACAUGGAUUUGCUAAAAUUACUCCUCUACGUCACGUUAACCCUGAGCUUACUGACCCAAACAAAUGGACAAAGAUUGUGUAGAACUCCAAGUGGAAAUAGAGGAGAAUGUAUAUCAAUCUACGACUGCCCGAACCUUCUUCGUCUAUUACGAAGUCCAAGCCUGACCCAAGAUAUAAUAACAGACCUUAGGAGACUUCAAUGCAGCAGGAGAUCCAAUGAAAGUACCUUUGUUUGUUGUGAACGAAGUCAGGAGCAAAACGUACGACCGAACCAAAUCGUAACGUCAAGCAACAAUCGAGGAAACGUAAUCGAUACUUGCGGUAUUGAAGGUACUACACGUAGGAUACUAGGAGGAGACGAAGCCAAGUUGAGCGAAUUUCCUUGGAUGGCUCUUCUGGAAUAUGAGCGCAGGAACGGAACUUGGACCCAGGAAUGCGGAGGUUUUUUGAUCAAUACUAGAUAUGUCGUUACAGCGGCUCACUGCGUUGCAGGCAGAUCAGUAGACAAUGUAGGACGACUAGUGAAUAUCCGGAUAGGUGAGUACGAUACCGAAACCAAUCCGGAUUGCGUUAAUGACGGAAUCGAAGAGACUUGCAACGAUCCGGUACUGAACAUGGGAGUUGAAGAAAUUAUUACACAUGAGGAUUACAUCCCUGAUACCCCGUCUAACAAUCAAAACGACAUCGCACUCAUACGUAUGUCGGGUAAUGUAAGGUAUACAGAAUUCGUCGUUCCUAUCUGCUUGCCUACGCCUGACUUUCGCGGAACACCGGUUGGAAGUGAGGUCACAAUAGCUGGCUGGGGCCAAACCCUAGAUCAAACACGAAGCUCUGUUAAAAUGAAGGUCAAUAUCCCUGUGGUCAGUUUCGAACGAUGUCAGAGGGAAUAUUCAGGGAGAACAAAUCUCGAUCCAGACUUACAAAUCUGCGCUGGUGGCAACUACAUUCAAGAUUCCUGCUUUAGGGACUCAGGAGGACCUCUAAUAUCUCGCCAAAAUGGAGCCUGGAUUGCCGAAGGUAUUGUUUCCUUCGGAAUAGGCUGUGGAUUGGAAAUCUCUUCAGUCUACACAAGAGUAUCUGCUUAUGUGCCAUGGAUUCUUAGCAAUAUGAGGCCUUAUGCAGAAGUUGGUAAUGUAAAUGGUCGUUCAAUUGGGAAUGAGAAACUUUUCGAUCAAAAUGAAGUGCAAGACAAUUUCGUGCAUGAAUAUGAGAAAAGUGAUCAGGUGAAGGGUAUUAAUGACUUAGAUUGGAUACCUGAACAAAUUGGUGUAAGAGAUGCUACUGGAGAACUUCAAGUUGAUACCUGGUGGAGACCACCGUUGCCUCCUUUAACGGAUGAUUGGGUGACUCCAUGGGAUCCACCAAUUAGUAGUACUCCUUGGACUCCUCCAACCCCACCUACAAGUAGCACUUGGGCAACACCUUGGGAUCCCCCACUAACAGAUGAUUGGAUAACUACUACACCACCAACAACAACAACAACUGAAGCUUCUCUUCCUCCUGGUUGGGAUCCACCCCAAGCGCCUACGAUAAGACCACCAGUUAAUGAGUCAGGUCCACCAGGACCUCCAGGAUGGGAACCUCCGUUGAAUCCCACAGUAUCCCCUCCGAUCGCUGAAACAACACCGCCCUGGUGGCAACCACCUUCCAAUCCUACAAUUACAGCACCGACGGAAUCACUUCCACCAGAUUGGAUGCCUCCUAGUAAUCCCACGUUUACUACUCCAACAACAACUACUACCACAACAACGACAACACCAACAACAACGACUACUACUACUACUACCACACCUCCUACUACAACUACAACAGCAGAUCCAAAUGAAACGGAUACAAUCCCAGACGAUUGGGAACCUCCAGGAGUUCCAACUGUUACUACUCCAGCACUUCCAAGUUCUGAAGAAAUUUCAGUAGGAAGUGUCGGAGUAGAGUGCAUAAAUGUGAUUAAAGGGAUGAAAUUUUCAGUCAUGUGGGAUUACUUUAGAGUCAGAGUUAAAAUUUCCUAUUGUUUUAUUCUCAUUUUCCUCAAUGUGUCACUUAUUAAAUCAGAAACGAAUUUCUCAUCAUGUGAUAUCCCAAAUGAAUUUGAGGAGGGUGAAUGCAGGCUAACCAGUGAUUGUCCAGUAUAUCGACAAUUACUGGAACAGAGACCAUUGCGAGGGGAUAAGAUAAAUUUUCUCAAACGACUUCAAUGCACUGAGGAAAAUUCAAUUUGCUGCACAAAAGAAGGAAACUAUAAUAAACCCAGCAUUGAAAGUGACCCAGCAACCAAGAAGGAGAGAUCUCAUACGGUCAAUGUGGCUUUUGAGAAUCGUUUUGGUGGUGAUGAAUUGCCCGCCCUCAGAGAAUGUGGAAAUUCUCUGGGAAACAAAAUUAUAGGUGGUCAAAUUGCUAACAUCGAUGACUUCCCCUGGACGGUUCUACUGAUUUAUGAAUCAAGCUCUGGCGCAAAGCCCCAAUUCGGAUGCGGAGGAGCUCUAAUUUCACGGAAUUAUGUCUUAACGGCCGCACAUUGUGUCACAGGUCCAAUCACUGACACGAAAGGAAGCCUAAUCAAGGUUCGCUUGGGUGAAUACAAUACCGACACCAGUGAAGAUUGCAUCCAAGAGAUCGACGGAUUGGACUGUGCUGACCCAGCGGUGGACAUUGACGUUAUGAAAGUGAUUCCCCAUCCGGAAUACAAUUCAGCCACACGUCACAAGUACCACGAUAUUGCGCUCAUUAAACUGGCCAGACCUGCAAAUUACACGGACUUCAUCCAGCCCAUUUGUCUGCCAAUGAAUGGCCUCGACCAUGGCAUCAUGAAUGGGCAGCGACUCUGUGUUGCCGGAUGGGGAAGAACUGACAUGUUUCGUGAAACACGUGGCUUCCAGCCGAGUCCAAUCAAGUUAAUCGUAAGGUUACCCAUCAUCGAUAUCUCAACCUGUUCUAGGGCUUACCGGCCUUCGAGAUUGAUCUUGGGCCAGGGUCAGGUAUGCGCAGGUGGGAAGAAGUCCGAAGACACUUGUCCAGGAGACAGUGGGAGUCCGUUGAUGUAUUUCCAUUCAAAACUUGGGAAAUGGGUGGCUUCAGGAGUUGUAAGUUUGGGGCUAAAUGAGUGUGGUACCGAUGGAAUACCAGGAGUCUACACCCGAGUUGACACCUACCUGCCCUGGAUUCUGUCAACCAUCGAAGCCGAUUGA
This is a messenger RNA of Phlebotomus papatasi, 3276 nucleotides long. RefSeq lists its product as uncharacterized. The transcript is spliced from 10 exons. NCBI's taxonomy places the organism in Eukaryota, Metazoa, Arthropoda, Insecta, Diptera, Psychodidae. The record is from RefSeq and is a predicted model, not a curated record. The coding region runs from base 97 to 3276 and encodes 1059 amino acids. Gene Ontology annotation, biological process: proteolysis. Gene Ontology annotation, molecular function: serine-type endopeptidase activity.